AUGAGGGCCGUAGGUUCUCCAUCGAGCGAGCUCGGUAUAUUCUCUAUAGAAGGUGUGUGCCACGAAAUCGCGUACUACUGAAGGCUUUGCUGAAUGCUGAAGUAUAUGACCAAUCCGAUCGAUCUUAACUAAGUAUAGAAUGUGUAAAAUGAGUUUCCAUGUGCUUAGGGCACAGCCGACAAUGGCCAGCUUUCAAAAUGCAUCAAAUGACUGUGAGCGUGUAUGAAGAGAGAAACAUCAUCCUUCUUUGUCAGGCGCAUGACACCCCUCUCUAUACUUACAUUAAGGUCCUAAGAGCACGAAAUUCUCGCACAAAAUGCUGUCCCUAUAUCCUCCUGAUGCUGAACAACCUCAACCUUGGAGUCAUUGGAAUGUUAUUUGUGUGAGAACGCCCCCAUCGUCUAUUUUCAAUCGUGAGGACUUGCCAAUCAGCCAGAACAAAAUGCGAGAGGGCAGGGAGUUUCUGAAGGAGGACUUUUUAGAUCCUUUAGGAAUAGAUCCGUUGAAAAAGAUGGUGACCAAAAGGGGUAACACAAUGCGGUUGAAUCCUGUGUAUUUAGUGAAUGAGAUUGGGAAAGUAGGCGAAGCAAUACUACUGAAAAUGGAAAUCGAACGGGGAAGGAUAUCGUUCACACUUACUCCGGCUAAUCGCAAUGCUUAUAAGGCAUCCGAUCUGGAAUCAUGCAACGCUUUAAGGAGUGGCGUAUCCUUCUCGCCAAAUCUCCAGUAUUCGACCUCAGCCUCAACAUUUCCUUUCAGUCCGGCAAUCUCCGAGACUGUGCUCUUCGGCUUUUUGUCAGCUGACGUAGGCCCAACUGUGCGCGCAGGCCGACAUGAAACGACGUUAUGCGUACCGAUCAUGGCGUCAUCUCGUGCGAAGAAUUUGAGCUUUCGUCUAAGGCACAACCGUGGUUGCGGCAUUGUGCGGAUGCAUCACGCAACUUCGACGUAUGAAAUAGACGGAUGUAGGGGAAUCCAAGUUCCGUUAAUUUUGCAAAUUGCAUCACCGAACAACCGAACAACCAGCUACCGCAAGCUCCAGAGAAGUGAACGUUGCAGGGCCUGGAACAGCGAACCCGUUGAGAAUGAGCAGGCUUUCACGUGCGACGAAUGUGGAAAGAGCUGGGCUCGCUCAUGUCAGAUUGAUCCUAUGCAAUCCGGAGUAUUCCUCCCUGUCCUUUGGGGUCCUUGCGUACGAUUAGAUGAAUUCGAUAAUCUGUACUUCCUUAACGUACGUGAAGGCGAUGAAGGAGUUCCAUGCGCCAUCCAGUGGAUUAAUGCUCUUCCGCUCGCGCGUUCCUGA
This is a messenger RNA of Lindgomyces ingoldianus, 1303 nucleotides long. RefSeq lists its product as uncharacterized. Bases 317 to 1303 code for a protein of 328 amino acids. The record is from RefSeq and is a predicted model, not a curated record. NCBI's taxonomy places the organism in Eukaryota, Fungi, Ascomycota, Dothideomycetes, Pleosporales, Lindgomycetaceae. The transcript is spliced from 8 exons.